This is a messenger RNA of Guillardia theta CCMP2712, 1280 nucleotides long. RefSeq lists its product as hypothetical. Lineage: Eukaryota; Cryptophyceae; Pyrenomonadales; Geminigeraceae. The transcript is spliced from 8 exons. The record is from RefSeq and is a predicted model, not a curated record. The coding region runs from base 4 to 1077 and encodes 357 amino acids.
CAGAUGAACUUGAAAAGUCUCGUGCGACUCUCGUGGGUCGUCAUGCUCUUUCUCCCCUCCCAGUCGUUCCGCGUCAGCCCAUCCUGUUGGUCUCAGUCACUCCGUCCUCGUGCCUGCCCUCGUCAUGGGUGGAGGAUGCAGGUGUGGAGCAACCCACAGGCGUUGGAGGAGUAUCAGGACCUGCUGUCAGGCAAGGAGCAGGUUGCAUCUGUCGAUACUCCCUCUGUCAUUGUCGGUGGCGGACGCGUGGGGGAGAUGCUGAGAGGAGCGGGGGGGGGGGACGACGUUGUGGUGGGGCGAGGAGGGCAAAUCCCUGAGGUCCACGAGGGGCUCGAGAGCUUUCCGGUGUACGUGUGCGUCCCUACGUCAGAGCUGGAGAAUGUGAUUCGUUCCUGCCCUCAGUCAAAGCUCGACGACCUUGUGUUUGUGCAGGAUGGUAUGAUCGAGCCGAUCCUCAAGAAGUACGCUCUGUGCGGGAACGAGAACACUCAGAUGCUUCCUUACUUCACCCUCUUCUCCAAGGGAGGACGACCACAAGAUAGUCUUGUCGACUUGGGAACAGACGCGUACGGGGAGCCCAAGUACGCGGGAGAGACGAGCAUCUGCGGGAAGUGGGCGGGCGCGCUGAAGCAGCGACUAGACCGACUGAACUUCUGCCACAGGCACAGCAGGACGAUGUUCUACCGCGACUGGAGGAGGGCGAUGCUGGAAAAGGUUAUCUUCGACAGCGUGUUUCCGCUUGUGGGUGCGUUGAACAAAGGAAUCAGCAUCGGAGAGGUUGGCCAAAGUCACACAGAAGAAUGUCAAGAGAUGAUUACGGAGAUUGCAAGGUCUCUUCCAGGAACACUUGCAGUGACGUUGAUGUACGGUGUGGAAGAGAGAUUGUUCGCCUACUCGCAGCAUGACAAUGUUGAGUUCCGUCCUUGCAAGAUCGAGCAGUAUCCCUUCAGGAACGGCUUCUGGUACACUUUCUCCCAGCAGGCAAAGCAGAUUGGGUUCCCUGAUCCAACCCCGAUGCACUCGGAGUACCUCGAGUUGGCCAAGGAGAAAGGAAUCAUCGACUUCGACCUGCACUGAAGAGGAAGCAAACCAAGAAGAUGCGGGAGGAGUAAGAGAGUUGGGGAGUAGGAGGUGGGAGGAUGUGGAGAGUUGGAGAGAAGUUCGAAAAGGAGAAGAGGGGUGAAGAGAGAACAGGAGAGUUGUCAAUGAAUGUAACAACCUUCUCCCUUGAUAUCGCAUCAUUUGGAUGAACAUACAUUGAAUAUACAUGUUAUACCAAU